Molecule: messenger RNA, 976 nt
Organism: Bolinopsis microptera
Lineage: Eukaryota; Metazoa; Ctenophora; Tentaculata; Lobata; Bolinopsidae
Product: cyclin-J-like
Exons: 9
Coding region: 152-976 (274 amino acids)
Biological process (GO): regulation of cyclin-dependent protein serine/threonine kinase activity; mitotic cell cycle phase transition
Cellular component (GO): cytoplasm; cyclin-dependent protein kinase holoenzyme complex; nucleus
Molecular function (GO): cyclin-dependent protein serine/threonine kinase regulator activity
Source: RefSeq, a predicted model, not a curated record
UACAAAUCUAUUACAUUUAUUGAGAAUUGAAGAAGCCAAUGAAUAUGUAAUAUUGUUUUUUCCACUCUGUCAAACCAUCCAGCCCUGUGAACUGGAGGUUUGUGUUGGAAAGGGUGAUGUAAAGGGCAGUACGAACAUUACAGAGACUGCAAUGUGGUUGGCAUGGUACAGAGAAUCACUGGCUCCUGAUAACCAUGAUGCUCUCAGGCUAAAGGAGGCAAAACUUCCCAAGAUAACUGGUUCCUCUCCGCAACUUCACAAACGAAGGUACCUAGUCGACUGGGUGGCAACUAUUUGCGAGCGCUGUGACAUAGCUUCAGAGACUCUUCAUCUGGCGAUCACAUGUCUAGACCACUUCAUGGAUAAAUACAGUAUAGAGGACGCUCAAUUACAUCUCAUAGCACUCUGCUGUCUUCUUAUUGCUGCUAAGUUUGAAGAAUGCGACGUAAAGAUUCCUCGAAUACAAACUCUCAACUACUUUGUACAGAACGCAUUCCUUACCAAUGAGUUCCGGCAAAUGGAACUGCUCCUGCUGGAAUUCUUCUGUUGGAAUCUCGUCUUGCCUACUUCUGCUCACUAUAUUGAGUAUUACAAGAUGGCAGCUCUGAGCAGAGAUGAUAAUCUGAACGGAGAAAAGGUGACGGUUAACAUGGAGGCGAAGAUCAUGAAAUACAUAGCAAAAUACUGCAAAUAUUUUCUAGACAUUUCGCUCCAAGAUUUCGCGUUUUCGCAGUUAGCACCAUCAUUGGUCGCUGCAGGAGCCAUCGCCUCUUCAAGGCACUGUUUAGGGCUGAUUCCAUCCUGGACCCCUCAAUUGCGUGAGGUGACUGGAUUUACAGUAUCACAAGUGCAGCCAGUCGCUCUAGCUCUUAUCAGAGCGAGGGAUGCCGAGGCCGAGAAUGUGGAGGUCCCCUCUGAUAUGAUGUCCAAGAUUCAGACCUCUGCAGAUGGUCCAGAACAGUCAGUCUUAGCCUGA